AUGAUCUACAAUCACUUCCCGAAUGAGGAGAAAUGGCAGCUGUUAGCUGGACCAAUAACAAUGCAAGAAUAUUUGAGUAUGCCAGAAACACAUGCGGCAUUUUUCGAGUUUAACUUACAAGUGAUUUCACCGCAAAAUUCACACGCCAUCUCUCUCCAAAAAGACAAAUAUUACGGCGAGAUACUGGUCCGUUGUCCAGAUGAUACUGAGUUAAGUGGCUCAUUAAAGGAGUCGACAGAUGAACAAACGGUGAAAGGAGCCGAUAAAGUGUAUUUUGAUCGUCAGAAGUCAUUGUGGAGGUGCCAGUUUGCUCCAAGGAAAAAUGGAAUGCACGAUAUCACAAUCUAUGCAAAGAAGAAAUCCAGUGAAGGCACUUUUGCUGGAGCUGUCUUAUUCAUCUUUGAUGUUAAAGAUCUGAAAACAUUCAUUUCCUUCCCACGCACAUGGUUCCAUUUCUACGAGUAUGAUUUAGAAGUUGUUGCUCCGCUUCAUAGUGGAUCGGUUGUAUGGCCUGUUGGCGCUUCUUACUGUGAAAUUCUUAUUCGAUGUCCAGAUGAUGUGCAGCUGUCGGGGCACAUAGGAAAAGGUCAACGAAUUCAACAAGGCGAGCUCAUUCAAUACAAUGCGGAAAAAGAGUUGUGGCAAUGUUUAUUCGCACCGAAAAGUAACGGUUUACACGAGAUCACCAUAUUCGCGAAAAAACUAGAUGGAAAAGAAAAUAAAUCACAUUGUGUAGUCCAGUUCGACUUAGAUGUGAAAGAUCUAAAGCAAACUAUGACCUUUCCUUUGACUUAUGAACCAUUUCAAGAGCGAAAAUGUCAUCUCUAUGAACCGUUAAAUGGUAUAUUGAAAAAAGGUGCAGCAGCGACGAUUCACUGUCGUCUUCCGGGAGCAACAGAAGUGAAUAUGACCGUUGAUUCGAAAUGGUUAACAGCUCAGGGCUAUGAGAAUAAUGUGUUGAAACGUACAAUUAAAGUCGGAUCUCAAGAUAUGUCCCUUUGGGCGAAAUACGAUAAAAAUUCGAGUUAUUCCAGUGUUUUAACAUACACUGUCAAGUAA
Molecule: messenger RNA, 1059 nt
Organism: Didymodactylos carnosus
Lineage: Eukaryota; Metazoa; Rotifera; Eurotatoria; Philodinida; Philodinidae
Source: the annotation of a GenBank genome assembly